CUUGUACAGACCUCAUGCCAGUUCUCUUUGUAUGCUACUGCAUUGUGCUUUGCAGACCUACUGUAAACUGGAUAGAAAACUAUAGAUUUGGUGACAAGAAUUAUGAAUGAAAAGGAGGAAAUGAGAAGAGAAAGAAGAGACUCUACAGGGGUGGGUAAUUCAUUGGUCCACAAGCGGUCUCCUUUACGCCGAAACCAAAAGACCCCAACAUCCUUGACCAAGCUGUCCAUACAUGAUGGACAGAAAGCCAAAAAGCCCGUGUGUAAAUUUGAAGAAGGUCAGGAUGUCCUAGCUAGAUGGUCAGAUGGCUUGUUUUAUCUUGGAACCAUCAAAAAGAUAAACAAACUGAAACAGAGCUGCUUCAUUAUAUUUGAAGACAGCUCCAAAUCCUGGGUUCUGUGGAAGGACAUACAAACAGGAGCCACUGAAAGUGGGGAAAUGGUCUGUACGAUAUGUCAGGAGGAGUAUUCAGAAGCACCUAAUGAAAUGGUUAUAUGUGAUAAAUGUGGCCAAGGUUAUCAUCAGCUAUGUCACACACCAAACAUUGAUUCCAGCGUGAUUGAUUCGGAUGAUAAAUGGCUUUGUCGACAAUGUGUUUUUGCAACAACAACUAAGAGGGGCGGUGCACUUAAGAAAGGACCCAAUGCCAAAGCACUGCAAGUCAUGAAGCAAACCUUACCAUACAAUGUAACAGAUCUGGAAUGGGAUGCAGGUCAUAAAACUAACCUCCAGCAGUGUUACUGCUAUUGUGGAGGCCCUGGCGAUCUUUCUUUUUCUUUGUAUGGUCUUCUCAUGACAACCAUUAACAAAAUAUCUGAAUGCAAAGACCAGGGUAUCAAAUUCAUUGAUUUCUGCAGGCCAGAUGAGGGUUGUGGGGCCAGUUUGUGCGCCAGAUUGGGCCAGCAAACCAGCUGGUAUUUAAAGAUGCUGCAGUGUUGCAAAUGUAAACAGUGGUUUCAUGAAGCUUGUGUGCAGUGUCUCCAAAAGCCAAUGCUUUUUGGUGACAGGUUUUAUACAUUCAUAUGCUCAGUUUGCAGUUCUGGACCAGAAUACCUCAAACGUUUACCCUUGCGAUGGGUAGAUAUAGCACAUCUAUGUCUUUACAACCUAAGUGUUAUUCAUAAGAAGAAAUACUUUGAUUCGGAACUUGAACUUAUGGCAUACAUUAAUGAAAACUGGGAUCGAUUGCAUCCUGGUGAGCUGGCAGACACACCAAAAUCUGAAAGAUAUGAGCAUGUACUGGAGGCAUUAAAUGAUUACAAGACUAUGUUUAUGUCUGGAAAAGAAAUAAAGAAAAAGAAGCAUUUGUUUGGCUUGAGAAUUCGUGUUCCUCCAGUGCCACCAAAUGCUGCCUUAAAGGCUGAGAAAGAACCCGAAGGAACAUCUCAUGAGUUCAAAAUUAAGGGCAGGAAAUCAUCUAAACCAAUACCUGAUACAAGGGAAGUAACUAAUGGUAUAGAAAGGAAGGGGAAGAAAAAAUCAGUAGGUCGUCCCCCUGGUCCCUAUACAAGAAAAAUGAUUCCCAAAACUCCAGAGCCAUCUUCUUUGGAAAAGGAACCAGUUCCAGUGGUAGAGACUCCAGUCCUGGAUUUGCCCCCCUCUGUUGGUCCUAUUAUCUUGAAUCUCAGGAGAGCUGAUGGAACUGCACAUUCAUCUAAUACCUCAGAUGUGGAAUCCACAGGUGCUGCCAGUACAAAAGAAACUACCUCAUCUAGCAUUUCACGACAUUAUAGCUUAUCUGACUCCAGAAAAAGGACUCGUACGGGAAGAACUUGGCCUGCUGCAAUACCACAUUUGAGGAGAAGAGGUCGCUUUCCAAGAAAAGCACUCCAGACUCAGAAUUCAGAAAUUGUAAAAGAUGAUGAAGGCAAAGAAGAUUAUCCAUAUGAUGAACUCAAUACAGAGAUUCUUAAUAAUUUAGCAGAUCAGGAAUUACAGCUCAAUCAUCUGAAGAACUCAAUUACUAGUUAUUUUGGUGCAGCAGGUAGAAUAGCUUGUGGUGAAAAAUAUCGUGUUUUGGCUCGUCGGGUGACACUUGAUGGAAAGGUGCAGUAUCUUGUGGAGUGGGAAGGAGCAACUGCAUCCUGACUGUAGGACCGAACAUUAUGUUCACUGCACUGUCAUCUGUAGGUACAGUUUUUAACCCGGAGCCCUGCAGGAGAUGUGUCUUUUAAUGUGUUUCUAAAAAAAAACAAAAAAAACAAAAAAAACCAACAAACCAAUUUAGCCUUAACAUGUACUUCUUAACAUUACAACUAUUGUAAUAAAGACGUAUCUUUUUAAAAUCAGAUCUGAUACUUAAAUUUUUUAAUCUGAGCAUUGUUAGAUUGUUUUAGGUUGGAAUAUUUUGGGUUACAAUUACUUAAAAAUGUGCAUGUUUAAAAAAAAAAAAAAAAAAAAAAGACAUUUUCUAGAGAACAUUCCAUGGACACAGUUUUGUGAUUAGGAAAAAUAUUAUGUAGAUAGCACAAAUCUUUGGAGAAACUUGGUUUGUUUUCUUACCCAAAUGUUUGCAGAAAUGUAUUUCUAUUUCAAUAUCCUCUAGAUUUCCUAAAGUGCAGUGUAUAUAAUGCCUACUGAAGACUGUAAAAUAAUACUGAAGUUUUCUUUCAAGCAAAGUGUAAGAGAAAAAGAGGAAAAAAAAAAAAAAAAAAGAAAAAAUAUAUUGUGCCUGUAAAUUGCUCUGUGACUAGACUUUGUUGUCGUCUUAAUAUAUUCUUUGUGUGUGCGCGUGCUUGUGCGUGCGCGCGCGUGUGUGUGCAUAUACACAUAUGCACACACGUUGUGUGUGUGUGUGUGUGUGUGUGUGAUUGUGACCUAUGCAAUACAAAUUAUGGGAUCGGGCAGCUUUUGGAGUAUAAAUCCCAUAAUUUUUUUUUAUCAGGAAUAGUUGCAGUAUUUACAGCAGCAUUUCUUCUCAGGCUUUAUUGGGUGCUGUUGCUUGCUAUGUACUAAGGAAAAGUGUCAAAUCAAUGCAGUGUGUUCUGACAAUGGAUGCAGUCACUGAUAACUCCAUAUACUCCUGAAAAUGUACUUGUUUCCUUAAUCAACUGCUCAAAACCAUAAAGCAGGAUUUGAAUAUUUUGAACAUAAACUCUACUAGAAGUAUUUUAAAGAUUUUUGUGGCCCAUUGAUUGUAAAUUGUGUCCCAGUUAUUUAAUAAUAAAAAAAAAAAGUUGACGGGAAUCUCAUAAAAAAAAAUCCUACAA
This is a messenger RNA of Alligator sinensis (Chinese alligator), 3209 nucleotides long. It is a transcript of the gene MTF2, whose product is annotated as metal response element binding transcription factor 2. The transcript has 17 exons. The record is from RefSeq and is a predicted model, not a curated record. The coding region runs from base 103 to 2088 and encodes 661 amino acids. Gene Ontology annotation, cellular component: nucleus. Lineage: Eukaryota; Metazoa; Chordata; Crocodylia; Alligatoridae. Gene Ontology annotation, molecular function: DNA binding; chromatin binding. Gene Ontology annotation, biological process: chromatin organization; regulation of DNA-templated transcription.